AUGAUGAGGGAAGCAACAAUAAAAGAUUGCUUCCAAAGCUUCUUCGUGGGGAAGAACAAGGUUCCAGUGAAUAUCCUCCAAUUUGCUGACGACACUAUUUUUUUUGGGGAAGGUUCAAUGGAUAAUGUUAAAGCUGUGAAGGCCAUUCUUAGAAGCUAUGAGAUGGUUUCUGGCCUGAGAAUCAGUUUUGCUAAGAGCCAAUUUGGAGCAAUUGGGCAAUCUGAGGAGUGGGGCUGUAUUGCUGUUGAUUUCUUAAAUUGUGCCAUGCUUCAUUUUUCCUUCUGUUACCUAGGGUUGCCAAUAGGUAUCAAUUUGAGAAGGAAGGUGGUGUGGGAGCCUAUAAUUAGGAAAUUGGAGCCUAGGUUGAACAAAUCGAACCACAGAAGCAUCUCUAUGGCUGGCAGAAUCACCCUAAUUAAUGUUGUCUUAACAACAUUGCCCUUGUUCUAUCUGUCUUUUUUCAGGGCCCCCUCAACAAUGAUUAAUAGACUAACUGCCAUUCAAAGAAACUUUCUUUGGGGUGGCAACUUAGAAGGGAAGAAGAUCGCUUGGGUAGCUUGGAGUCAAGUGUGUGCAUCUAGAGAAAGGGGAGGAUUGGGAAUUAAAGACAUCAAGGCCCUCAACAAUGCUCUUCUAAUUAAAUGGAAAUGCUUAUCCAAUGGUGUUAUUAAUGCUAGAAAAAUCCAGAAUUUAAAGAGGGAGUUGAACAUUUUGGAGGCAGGUAUUAAUGAUAGAACCUUAUCUCAAGCUGAAGUAGAGCUCAAGAAAUACCUCCAGGAUAAGCUCUGGAAUGCAGCUUAUGCUUUUGAAUCCAUGCUGAGACAAAAGGCCAGACUGAAGUGGUUAAAAGAAGGGGACAACAAUUCUAACUAUUUUCAUAGACUGAUUAAUCAUAGAAGGAGGCACAAUGCUAUUCAAG
Glycine soja is the source of this 919-nucleotide messenger RNA. RefSeq lists its product as uncharacterized. The transcript has 2 exons. The annotation marks the transcript as partial. Lineage: Eukaryota; Viridiplantae; Streptophyta; Magnoliopsida; Fabales; Fabaceae. The record is from RefSeq and is a predicted model, not a curated record.